AGCAUGCUCUUCGUGUGCCCAUGUUUCCCACAGAAACCACGAGAUGCACAACCUCAAGGACAUCUACACAGACAGAAAGAAAAAGGUCAGCAUAGCUGUAAAGAACCUACAAACAUCAACAGAUAGUUCUAAAGAACACAGAAAGAAGCUGGCGGAACAGAAUAAAACACUAAGCGUAAUGCAAAAAAACCUUCUGAAAACCAUUGAUGAUUCUUCAACUCUGAUAAUACAGAAAGUGGAGGAAAAAGCAGAACAGCUAAAGCAGCACGUUAUUGAAAAUAUAUCCAAGCAGACAGCUGAACGAGAUGAUGAGGUGAAGCUGCUUACACAGUCAGAAGUCGCUAAGGCAGAGCAUACACUCUACUGCCAACAGGCAUUGUCGUUUGCAAGGGCUGUGGAGUUUACUGACAUGUCUGAAGGUCUUGAGAACAAAAUUAAAACAUUGACGAGGAGACCAGAACUGCGUGAUAUUGCUAUACAAAAUGUUACGGUGGAUCUGGAUGUGUUUAAAAACAUGGACAAAAUUUUACAGGAGCCUGCUAUGGUUGAUAUGUUAAAUAUGAAAACGUGUAUUGAAGUCACAGACGUCAUAGCAAACCAAAUGUCUGAGGUGAUAAAGGUUUCCCUUCUAUCACAAGGUGUUCAAUCACUGGAGUUGCAGGCAUCCAUCAAAGAUCCUAAAGAUAACAGGCAAGCAGUGAGGAACAAAAUGAAACGUUUUUCAUCCACUGUUGGACGAGUCUUGUACAAAGCAGCAAACACUGGUCCUCAUGAAAUAUUUGUCAGUGUUAAUGGAGUCCAGUUGGUUGAUCAUGGAAUUGUCUUUCAGGCGAAACACCUGGACGCAGAACAGGCGAAGAAGUUGCUUUUCAGUAUCGACGACCAGCCAAGACAAUAUCAAGAACUUCUUUUACCGCCUGUGAAGUUUGAUAGAAACAAGUUAAAUUAUGAGCGGGGUAAUAUCACAAAAGACGGAUUUCUAAUCUCGAAAGACUCAUCUUCGCGGGAUAGGCCACCGACAUGGAAAUGUUUUGUUGGAGUUCCAUCUGAGACUCCCAUCGGUGGACCUGGGCAUAACUACUGGCAGACAAGAGUAUAUUGUGGUAUGUUGGAAUCGGGAGAGUUGAACCUGACAGCAGUAGGAGCUGGGAUUUGUCCAAUUGAUAAAUGCGACGAUGGCUAUUUGAUUCACAGCAACGAAAACGCCUAUGGUAUUGGUGUCGUUAGCUGUAGAAAUCACAAACGUAUGUGUUUGUAUGUCUUCUCUCAAGGUCGUACCGUGCAGGACAUUCCCAUCGCCUCUUUCAAAACUCACGCCUCACUUCAGAUGGAUCUGGGGUUUCUGCUGAAUUCAGAUAAGAAGAUAUUGCACAUCAUCGACGUCCUGUCCAACAAAGUCAUGCACUCUAUUCAAGACAUUGACGUGUCAAAGCCGUUUCUUCCUCUCUUUGGUAUAUACAAUUCUGACACGUUUGAUAGUAAACUUAAAAUCAUUGCGAGUACAGAUCUGUUGUCUGAUGCUGCGUUGCUGCUGCUUCUUUCAAGUCUAUUGUAAUCAGAACGUCAAACUCGUGACGCUUUCAAGGUGUCCCCCUGCACAAGGCAGGGUCAUAACGCCAUAUUAUUGCACAAGGUCGGGUCAUAACGCCAUAUUCCUGCAAGAUAAACAUGGCUGCAGGGUACGAAUAGCUGUCACGUGCUUCGUCUAUAGGACUAAACCCUAUAUAUUUAGUACAAAAAUACUGAAAAUCAAAACUUUUUUGUACACCAAUUAUACAAAGGGAUUGUUUUCAUAAAUGAUUUGUUUGAUGAUGAAGAAAACAUUUUAGUUUUUAUAACGUUUAAAGGGCAGAUACAACCUAGAGACAAACUUUCUAAAUUAUGUAUCACUAGUGAAUGCUGUAAAAAAACACCUGUUACACUCAUUAACAAUACAACCUUCGAUUUCCGGUCAUGUGGGUGGUAUGAGGCGAUCACGUGUUCGUUGAACUCUCAUCUUUCCCAUCUUUUCCAGUGCCAGGACUUGUAGAAAGUUUUUUGAAAAGCAUAUCACCAUUUGUGAGUCAGUUGCAAAAUUUGAAUAACUACCAGUAAUUACUACAGACACAAGACUUCGAUUAAUUGACUUUUUUAUUCAAGAAAAAGCGUAAGUAAUUUUUUUUUCCAAUGUCAUGAACGCGCACGUGCUCCAUGAAUUUGAAGAAAGGCGAAACGUAGAAUGUGGCUGAGUAACUUUUACCUGACUAUUGAAAAUAAGAAAACAAUUUGUGAGUACUGUAGUGCUUUUGUAAGUGUUGCAAGACAGCCGACUAACAUUCUGUGUAACCAUAUAAAUAAAAAACGGGAAUAAACUCAUUAUUUAUUUCAAACGAUAUAAAUCGGUGAACUGAACGCGUGCACGGGCACGAGCAAAAAUGAGCAAAAUGAACAAAAGUCACCGAGAAACGCGACAAUCUCCAGUAGAGACUGAAAAGGAUAUCCUUUUGGCUCUUAGGUCUGACAUAAAACUAUUAAAUGAGAAAGUGGAUUCGAUGAAAGCAGACAUCAUGUGUGGACUUGGCUCCGAAGUUAAAAGAAUUGACGGAUGAAGUGAAGAAAGAAUUAAAUGAAAAGCUAGAUGGCGUUAUGUUCGAUACAGAAAAAAAUACCAAGGACAUACAAGAUGUAAACAAACGAUUGAAUUUUGUUGAAAGUAAAAUACAGCAGAGAAUUAAAACUGGAAAAAGCAACAGUUGAGAUUAGAAAUGCAUGACCGCAAACGAAAUCUUUUAAUUUAUAGGCUCCCCUUGGAAGGAGAUAUAUAAAAAGUGAGGAUCCGGAAAAGGUUAUACGGAAAAUGUUUACUCAAAAGCUUGUGUUGGACAGCACGAAAGUUGGGGAAAUAUCCCUAAUAAAUGUUAACCGUAUGUCUCGAAGCCGGACUACACCCAGCCCAGGUGGGAAGCGAAGAAGUCUCGGUUGGACCUCCACCAAUCAUUGUUGUAUUUGUUCACCAGGCCGACGGAGAUUUGGUAUUAAAUUCAGCGUAUCGCUUGAAAACAACUAAAAUAACUGUUCGCACAGACCUUCCAGUAAUGUUGAAAAAAGCCAGAGAAAAGUUAGCCAAGAUUGCUUUCGAAAUGAUAAAUGAGAAAAACAUUCAAACAAGAAUUCAUCUGCUUGACACAACGGUUAUUUUAGAAAUUCGAAACAAAAAAUCUGAUCCGUGGAAAAUCGCACCCAGUAUUAAGUUCAAUGACUUAUAAUGCCUACAUUGUUUUCUAUGUACUCUGUAAACAAACAUCACCGUGUUAUAAUGUGGGAAGUGAACAAGUGACACAAAUACUGGUGAUUAAUUGUGUAUUGCUGCAGUGUACUGAAUUGUUGUACACUUUCACUUUACUGAACUGUUGUACAUACAUAUAUAUAUUUUGAACUAACCAUUAGUAAGUAACCAGUAACAUUUCAUAUUGAAUGAAUAUGUUGCUGAACAAGUCAAAAAGGAAUAUUGGUGAAAUGUCUAUCAAUGCGACUUGGGCCGUAUACAUAACCAAGUAGGGGUUGUAAUAUUAAUGUAAUUAUAUAUAAAUAUAGUAGCCUACCUAUCAUGGGAUAACAUAUUGAGUGGUUAUUUAGACACACGUUGGCUUAACAGAUCAUCCAUGUAGGUAUGUGUACCGGUCGUUUAAAGGCUAACGUGGAGCAUAUUUAUCCCAGUAGACACAUAUUGGGUUAUGCGGACACAAACAAUAGAUCACAAGCUCUCUACUGAAUUGUAGUACUUUUUUAGUUAUUGUCAACUAAACUGGAGCCUAUAUUGGCACUUUAAUAUUUGUUUUCGGGGUCUAUUUUAAGGUAUUUGGUAUGUUGAUCUAGGGUCUUGGGAUAAAAUACAUUCUGGCAAAGUGUUUGAUUAAGUAUGCCAUUUACCAGCAUCCACCUAUAUGUAUUAUGAGCACAUGUAUUUUAUUUUAUUUUAUUUUACCUAUUUUUUUUUUUUUUUAAUUUUGGAGUGGGAGGCAGACUAGGUAGGUUGCUGGUAUUACAGUAUUUAUGUAAGGACAGGAUUGUCAGAAUUGACUUCCUUUAUGUUGAUCAAUUCUCAAAAUGUUUUUGAAUACAUGUCUGAUUGAAAGAGACUAAAGGCGUUUCAAGCAAGUAAUAUAUCAUAACAAAGCAAAGUCUACUAUUUCAUUUAUUUUCCAGUUAGUAAUGUACUACAUACAUUGUGCCACUGUGUUAGCAUAUGCAGUGUUUUUCAAGCAUAUGUAAAUGUAUCCAUACACACACUGUAUUGAAUGACAAAAGAUAAUCUGGAUAUAGUAAACUAUGUCAUUAAGCAAAACAUAAAAUUAGUAUUCAGUCUAAUUAAAAUUAGCUCCACUAUUACAUGUGGAUCUAACAGCAGUCCGUUGGAGCUCAUG
Gigantopelta aegis is the source of this 4403-nucleotide messenger RNA. RefSeq lists its product as uncharacterized. The coding region runs from base 44 to 1555 and encodes 503 amino acids. The record is from RefSeq and is a predicted model, not a curated record. The transcript has 3 exons. NCBI's taxonomy places the organism in Eukaryota, Metazoa, Mollusca, Gastropoda, Neomphalida, Peltospiridae.